CUAUUAAUUACCCGGGGAUUAAUUGGCCGGUUGACUAAUACAAGUUAUGCGGGUUUUCGUUAUAAUGUUCAAAAUGUCGCAGAUUAUUUGGCCAGCACGGGUAUUCAUGCAGUAUCAGCAACUCCAAGAACUAUUGCAGAGUUACAAGGAAUGAAAUGGAUCUUACAACCACCAAGUUCUUCACAUAUCCGAAAUCCACAAGAGGUGAGAACCACAACUUUGAUGGAUAGAUCUAUUGCUCUCUCAUUUCAGGGUUAUCAGGCAACAAAAAAUUCUACAACUAGAAGAAUGAGUAAUUUUGAUACGGAAGGAAUUCAAAACGAAGGAGAGGAAGAAUUUGCAGGGGUAUUUUUUUGAAACAAAUCCCAGUAAUAGAUGGGAAGCAUUAGGAGAACCAGAUACAAAUCCUAGAUGGGACACUCUGGGAGAACCAAGUGGGAGGUAUAAUUUUUAUGUUAAUUAUGCGGCACCUCCUCCGGCCCCUUUUAUUCCCCCCACCAGGCCUAUGUGGGAUGAUGAUGAUAAUGAUGAUCGUAGCACAGAUGCAGCAAAAACUAAAGUUAUUACGGAAGUUGUUCUCCCUAGCAUAUGGGAAGACACUCCGUGGGAGGAAGACCCAUAUCUUGAUAUCUAUGGGUUUGAUGAUGAAGAAAAUUAUACCCCUUUUGAACAUGAAUCUCAUAUUACAGAAGGAGAUUAUGAAGAUGAAGACUUAAGUGUGCAUUUCUUGGGGUUAGAAAAUCUUGAUAAUGAUUAUCCUAUUUCACCUAACACUGUUCUUCCUAAUGAACAACAACAGGUUAGCUGGGAUGAUUCGGAUAGUGAAUUAGAAAAUUAUUGGCAGAACAUAGUUGAACAAGUUGAACACAUGGAGGAUCAAUAUUUUGUAACUCAAGCAACAAGACGAAUGGGUGAAUUAUCAAUACAAGAGACUUCAUCAACAGAGAACGAAGGUGAUAGUCAUACUGAGCAACAGGAUGUCACAAAUGAAAUUGCUCAUGCAGGAAUUGAAGCUCCUUUAAUUGAACAAUUGGAAGGAUUAGAAUAUCCUAUCCUUCGAAGUAUGAUGAACCAAGCAGUUAAUGAAAAUGCAUUCUCCAGUACUAGCGCCAUUUCAAGGUAUGAUCCUCCACCAGAACCUUUAAUGGGACAAAUUAACUAUCCACCAGCGCAGGUCAAUGUAAGAGUGACGCAGCAGCCGGAAACAACAAUUAAUGGAAAAUUUAGGCCAAGAGGAUAUAACCAUCAGCCAUGGACUCUUCCAUCAGCUCAAACUAAUGAUGGGGCAAUCUUAAUCUUACCAGAGGAUAUUGGCAGUAUUAUGAGGUAAUAUCCAGAUGGGAAUCUAUCACAAGUAAUCUGGUUAAUCAAAAGACCUGGCUAGAUAACGCCCAAAAGGUACAGUUUAUUGAAAAUUUACUUGGUGAAAAUGAAAAGAAAAUGUGGAUACAAUGGCGGAUGGCCUAUGCUGCUGACUAUGAGGCUCUCAUACAAAUGGCUGGGGAAACCCAGAACAUUUUAUCUGCCAUACGAAGGUCCUUUUUACUUGAGGACCCUUAUCAAGGCUCUACAGUGGAGCAAGAUCAAGCAUACAUUGACAUUGAAAGAUUAUCUUGCAAUAGUAUGAAAGACAUUUUUAAUUAUCUUAAUGAUUACAAGAUUUUAGCAGCAAAAUCAGGCCGUAUGUUCAUAAGUACUGAGCUCUCUGAUAAACUAUUUCGGAAAAUGCCACCUAUAAUUGGAAAUGAGAUUGAGGCAGCCUUUAAAGCUAAAUACCCAGCCAAUCAACUUGGUGUGAUACCGAGAAUUCAUUUUACAUAUCAGUAUUUAGCAGAAAUAUGCAAGAAGGCAGCAAUACAGAAAAGUGUCAAAGACCUCGCCUUUUGUAGUAAAAUCCCAAUACCGGGAUACUACAACAAACAAAAGAAGUAUGGAUUACGAAAGGCUAAGAAUUACAAAGGGAAGCCACAUGAUUCCCAUGUUCGCGUUUUCAAGAAAAAGAAGGCAGAUCAACAGAAAAAAUGUAAAUGUUUUAUCUGUGGAGAACCAGGCCAUUUCGCUCGUGAUUGUAAGAAGCAAAUAGGAAAUAUUGCAAGAGCAGCUAUACUUGAACAAUUAGAUCUCCCUUCGGAUUAUGACAUAUUAUUUGUAGAUCUUAAUGAAGCAGAUUCUGAUGCAAUUUGUUCUUUUUCAGAAGGGGAAGCAGGGCCAAGUUAUGUCAACUUGGUAUUAGAAGAAACACCCUGGAUACAAGAAACAACCUUCAUGUUGGGAGCUGAAAAAUUGCGGGUGGCGAAGUCAGGUAUUCGUGGGUGAUAAAAUGAAAAAUUGCCAAUAUGACUGGGAAGAAAAUCAGUAUGUCCAGCCUGCGGUCCGUUUUAUCUGAAUAAAACAUUGACCCUUAAGAAAGCAGAAAACAUUCCUCCGUAUGAUAAGGGUGAACGGAUGAUCGAAGAACUAAUUGACUACACCAACUACCUACAAAGUAUGGUGGACAAAGGAAAGCAGUGGCAUGAAAAUUUAUAUUUAAAGGUACGACGCCUAACACAAACAACAAAAAUACCUGUCCGCAGAACACCUGGGGCGGCUGGUUAUGAUAUAUUCACUGAUGAAGAAGUUCACAUAAUGCCCCGACAACAAUGCCUGGUUAAGACUGGAAUUAGCCUGGAAUUUUCUGAAGGCUAUUAUGCUCGAAUUGCACCACGAUCUGGAAGUGCAUAUCGACAUAACUUUAUAGUCAAUGCGGGUGUCAUUGACUCUGACUUCCGGGGAGAGGUAUGUCUUUUGAUCUACAAUUUUUCUGAUCUAACAUUAUCUCUUGAGCAUGGCAGAUCUAUUGCUCAACUGGUUUUUGAAAAAAUUAUGAUACCACCGGUAAUGGAGGUAAAUGAUUUGAGGCAAACAGUUAGAGGAACUGGUUCUUUUGGUUCAACAGAAAUGGAGGAACUAAGGUCCUCCGAUGAAUUAAUAUUUUCGGCAGCAAGGAAGUCGUUAAUCAACCGCCUUUAUAACAUUGAGAUUAUUCUUCAGAUCCCAGGGAUUAAUGAUACAAAGGUUCAAGCUAUUUUGGAUACAGGUGCUACAACUUGUUGUAUUUGUCAAAAUGCUCUGCCAAAUGAAGCCUUUGAAGAUAUUAAUUACAAGGUCCUUUUCUCUGGUAUCAAUUCACAACAGGAGGCUAGCAAGAAACUCAGAAAUGGAUAUAUGACAAUUGGGGUUCAUAAAUUCAGGAUCCCUUUUACCUAUCAAUUAGAAAUGAAUUUAAAAGAUGGAAUCCAAAUGCUGGUAGGAUGCAAUUUUAUCAAAUCCAUGGCAGGAGGUCUACGAAUAGAAGGAUCUGAAAUUACUUUCUAUAAGGAAAUCACCACCAUCAGGACCUCUCCAGAAGUAUUUGUUUCAGCAAAGGCUAUCCCAGAAUUGGACAUGAAUGAAGAAGAAUAUUUAACUAUGCAUGAAGACUUCUUUAUCCCUCAACAUUCCUUAACAACUAUUAACUUCAAGAUGAGAUAUGCUACAACCAUGCAGAAAUUAAAGGAGGCCGGAUACAUUGGUGAAAAUCCAACAUUACAUUGGUCAAAAAACAAGGUACUAUGUACUUUAGACAUUAUAAAUCCUGAUAUCACAAUACAGGAUAAACCCCUGAAGCACGUCACACCAGCAAUGGAAGCAACCUUUAAAGUACCUAUUGAAGCUUUGUUAAAAUUAAAGGUAAUUCAGCCCAGUAUGAGCCGGCAUAGGACUAUAGCAUUCAUAGUUCAAUCAGGAACCACAGUAGAUCCUGCUACGGGUCAAGAAAAAAAAGGAUAAAGAAAGGCUUGUUUUCAACUACAAAACAUUGAAUGACAACACCCACAAGGAUCAAUACUCAUUAUCAGGGAUAAACCUUAUUAUGAAAAAGGUCGGUAAUAGCAAGUUUUCUCAAAGUUUGAUCUAAAAUCAGGGUUUCACCAAGUUAUGAUGGCAAAAGAGUCAAUACCCUGGACUGCAUUCUUAGUGCCACAAGGUUUGUUUGAAUGGCUGGUAAUGUCAUUCAGAUUAAAAAAUGCACCCGCCAUUUUCCAAAGGAAAAUGGAUAAUUCUUUUAAAGGGUGUGAAGAGUUUUUAGUAGUCUACAUUGACGACAUCCUGGUGUUCUCUAAAAAUGAAGAGCAACAUUGUGCUCAUCUUAACAAAGUAUUGGAAAUUUGUCAAAAAGAAGGAUUGGCU
Messenger RNA from Zingiber officinale, 4206 nucleotides. RefSeq lists its product as uncharacterized. The record is from RefSeq and is a predicted model, not a curated record. Gene Ontology annotation, molecular function: dUTP diphosphatase activity; nucleic acid binding; zinc ion binding. The transcript has 2 exons. The coding region runs from base 2446 to 3807 and encodes 453 amino acids. Gene Ontology annotation, biological process: dUMP biosynthetic process; proteolysis; dUTP catabolic process. NCBI's taxonomy places the organism in Eukaryota, Viridiplantae, Streptophyta, Magnoliopsida, Zingiberales, Zingiberaceae.